This is a messenger RNA of Nematostella vectensis (starlet sea anemone), 1070 nucleotides long. Its product is annotated as vacuolar-sorting protein SNF8. Lineage: Eukaryota; Metazoa; Cnidaria; Anthozoa; Actiniaria; Edwardsiidae. Gene Ontology annotation, biological process: protein transport to vacuole involved in ubiquitin-dependent protein catabolic process via the multivesicular body sorting pathway. The transcript has 9 exons. The record is from RefSeq and is a predicted model, not a curated record. Gene Ontology annotation, cellular component: ESCRT II complex. Bases 90 to 830 code for a protein of 246 amino acids.
CUGAAAAUGGCGGAGAUAGGGACACUUGAUUCCUUCUUUUCCAUGAGAGAUUAUAGUUUAUAGUUUCGUUUAUUCGCAAAACUGCAAACAUGCGUCGUGGACCGGGAGGAGUUGGUGCUAUUAACAAGCAUCGCCUUGCCAAGGCUAAGUAUGCCGAGAAAGGAACCGAAAUUGCUGACAUACAGCUUUCUCAGAUGGGUAAACAAUUAGACUCGUUUAAAAACUAUCUAGAGGACUUUGCAAGCAAGCAUAAAUCAGAUAUUAAGAAGAAUCCUGAGUUUAGAGGUCAUUUCCAGAAGAUGUGUGCAAGAAUUGGAGUGGAUCCAUUGGCAUCAAGCAAAGGAUUUUGGGCUGAACUGCUAGGAGUGGGGGACUUUUAUUAUGAGCUGGGGGUUCAGAUUGUAGAAAUCUGCAUGGCCAUGAGACCUAAGAAUGGAGGGUUAAUGACUCUUGACAGCCUUCACAAAGCUAUCCUCAAGUCAAGUAAAGCAAGACAAGAUGUGACUGAGGACGAUCUGGAGAGAGCAAUAAAAAAGCUGCAUGCUUUAGGCAGUGGUUUCCAGGUAAUUGUGGCAGGAAACAGAAGACUUGUCCAGUCAGUACCAGGGGAACUAAGCAUGGAUCACACAGAUGCUCUCAAGCUAGCACAGGGUAAAGGUUUUACAAGCGUCACAGCAUUAAAAAGAGACUUGGGCUGGGACGAAGAGCGGGCUUGUCGGGCCUUGAAUCAUCUUGUCCACGAGGAGCUGGCAUGGGUUGAUGACCAGGAAGGCACAGAAAGACACUUCUGGUUCCCAACGCUCUUCCCUGACCCAUUAAACGAGUCCUAGUUUAGGAUUAAAUUAAUCAUCUUUCACUAGGAGAUCUAUCCCUGAUCCAUUUAACGGGUCUUAGUUUAGGGUUAGUCAAAUAAAUUUAUCAUUAUUUAGUUUUGCGUUUAGAGAUACACUUCUAACUAUGAAAUAUAGCCGAAAAUAUAGGUUGGCACACAGGAAAAUUGUGGACUGCUGAAUCGUUCCAAAUCUUUUGUGAUAAAAAAGAGCUAAUUAAAAUCUUCAACGAUAAGAAUA